AUGUCCGAACUGGCAUUCACAAAGUCCUUCCUCUCAACGCUUGACUCCCGCCCGGUCAAGCUUCGAGCCGACUAUGUCCACGACCAAGGACAGACACCUCGUACUCCUUAUGUCCUCCCCCGCCUACAACCCCCACACCCCUCCAUGCCCAAGAAGACCGCAACCAAAGACGCAAACCCCGGCUCAUCCAAAUCGAUCACGAUCACACUGAAAUCCGCCCGGAACCCCGUUCUUGAAAUCACGCUGCGCAAUGCCCCGCUGGCGACGACGAGCGUGUCCGAUCUGAAAGAUGCGGUCCGGGAGCGGAUUGUCGAGACCAGUACAGACAAUAAGGUUUCGUUGGAGAAGAUUAAGAUUCUAUAUAAGCGGAAGCCGGUCAGUGGGACAGGAAAAACUGUUGCGGAUGUUGUCAGUGACGCUGGGGACGAGGAGCUGCUCAGUGGUGGGAAGGGUGUGGAGUUUGGGAUUAUGGUUAUGGGUGGUGCUAGAGUUGUUGAGGGGCAGGGUGAGAAGGGAGAGGCGGAGAGCAGCGGAGAAUCUACGGCGAAGGCUGCGGUUGGUCCCAGUGGUGAGGCUUUACUGGAGACGGAGCAGUUCUGGGGUGACUUGCAGGGAUAUUUGGAGCAGAGGCUUAAGGAUGAGGAUGUUGCGAAGAAAUGGACAGGACUGUUCAAGGAUACCUGGACUGCCAGGCGGUGA
Molecule: messenger RNA, 699 nt
Organism: Aspergillus puulaauensis
Lineage: Eukaryota; Fungi; Ascomycota; Eurotiomycetes; Eurotiales; Aspergillaceae
Exons: 2
Coding region: 1-699 (232 amino acids)
Source: RefSeq, a predicted model, not a curated record